GGGAGCAAGGACAAGCGGUAGGAAAUGGAAGUGGGCGGAGAAAGCGAAGGGUGCUGCGUUUUACGAGGUGUCCGUGAAGGCAGCACAGUUCCCAAGGAGAAAGCCGCAAAGAAAGAGCUCGGUGGCGUGUUCAUUCACGUCGUCAUCCUCACGUCCUCACAUCCACUUUACAACAUACUUCUCACGCCUAAAUCUGCCUUGGCGUCCACGCAAGUGUGGACACGAGGGGCUGGCACCGGAACACCGAGCCCGGCCGGAACCGGACCCGCGGAACACAACCUGCUCCCGGAGAUCACGUGACUGAGCUGAUGGAGAACUACUAAGCUGCAGCUGACUGUGAGGGACCCUCUCCAAGGCCUUGCCAGACAUGAGGUCUCCACCAUGUGACUGCCCUCUGUCGCUGCUCCAUCCACCAGUGUACCCUCUCUGGUCAUAGACAUGGAACCCUGCAUCACCAACGUGCCCUCGGCCCCUGACCACCUGUCCACUUUCCCCAGUCCCACGGUCCCCCACCGUAAUGGUCUUCAGGGGCCUGCGUUCCCGCUUGUGGCCAGGUGUAACAGCAGCACCCUGCUUACCAACUUGGGUUUGAGGCACUGCUCUGGACGGCAUGGCCCCCCAGAAAUGGUGCUGGAACAGGGACUGUCUCCAGACUGCUGCCUCCAAGCAGGAAGCUGCAGGCUGUACAGGAGCAUGGAGAACCUCAACUGGAACUCUGUAUCCAAUUCAAGUUUGGGCACAUCCAAUGCUACCACUUACAGAAGUGUGGACAGUGAGUUAAUUUUACGCUACACCUCCGAGAGUCACUGGUAUGAUGGGCCUCCAGAUGGAUCCAUAGUGGGAGGCCAGGGACUUGGGUCCAACCCAGAGACCCUGGCCUAUUGCCCUCAAACUGGACUCCCAAGGAAGGAUACACCCCUGAUCCCCCAGUUACUUUUCCCUGGAGGUGUUGAUGAAUGGGAUGCAAGGAAAGGCCUGAGGGUAAAGCUCCGCCUCCAGAGUGCAAGAUCUGGGGUAGAGCCUCUGAAGUCUCUCCCUUUGCGACCUCAUUUGUACACAGAUGCUGGAGAGGGGGGGCAUCAGAAUUCAAUACAACCGUUGUGCGGAAUACGACUAACCUGCCCCCAGGACAUCAAGCAGGAAGUCCUGAGGCGACUUCAACUGCGCCGGCAGAACAGCAGCCCGAACUUGGCAGUCCAUAGCACCCUGCACAGUUCUAAAGGGUUUCAGUCAUCCUACACAACAGACAACCUUUCAGGCAACAAGAACAAACCUCAUUCUAUAUCCGAAUUCCAAAAAGGGCCUGUUGGCUGUCUAUACAUCCCAACAUUUGAGGAGUUUAAGAGGAUGAGACAGAAGGGGAGUGAGAGGACCCAUGAGUCCACAGCAGUUCCUGUGGUACAAGACAAUCUAACUCCUUCUGAGGACACCGGUCCUCCACAGAGGGGGGGCUCGGAGGCAGACAAGAGUACUGGAAGAACAAGCUCUCCGGUCUGCACAAGCCCCUCACCACGUUCGCCUUUAAAGCCCCAGGCUAGCACAACCCAGCGAAGAUCUGUGCCGACAGGCCAAGAGGACGACAGCAACAGACGGCGCAGGAGGUGCAGUCUGGAACCAACCGGUUCAAUUCCUUUCCCUCUCAGCAGGCAAAACUUGGAACGACCCUCCAGCUGUUGCCCAGCGCUCCUUACGGAGGCCACGGACCUGUCCAGCUACGGAGCCAAGAUCUACAAGAUGAAGGAUGGCCUCAUUGGAUCAGCGCUGGACCUCAUCAAAAAGAGCUGCAGUGCAGAGAUCUCCUCCGAGGCCCCCGUCAGGCUGUCAGCUGACCCCCGCACCGGCCCCCAGCCCCCCGCCGUUGCCAUGGCAACCAUGCCGACCACGGCCCGCGGAGGAGCGGAGGUUGGCGAGGAGACGGCCGCGGGAGAAGAGGAGGCAGAAUGUACCACGGCGCGUGGCUGCAGGCGCUCCAGCUCGGACGCCGCCUAUGAGCUGUCACCGACUCUGAAGGCGCAGCGCGAGUGUCGUCUCCGGCCGCACUACAGCGACCCCAUGCCCGCCGACGCCUCCAAGCGCAAGCAGCUGGAGAUGAAGAUCGCUGCCGCCGCCCACAACCAUCGGCGAGAACGAGACAGCGCUCCGGCAGCCCUCCGUGGCCACUCAGAGCCGCCAGGUGAGGAGCGGCAGGUGGGGCUGGGCCUAACCCGGACCCGGCAGCAUCGCUGGAGUACCAUCAGCAGCCUGAGCGCAGACAGCGGCAUCGUGGGCCUCAGCGACGAGCGCGAGGAAGAGGACAGCCGGCCCCGACGUCAGCGGCGCAAUCGCGGGGCGGAGGUGGAGCGAGUGGACAGUGGCAUCGGCCCAGGCUUGUCUCGCAGCUGGAAAAGACCCUCCGCCUCGCUCCGGAACUGGGACGCGCACAGACCUUGCCUGGACUGUGGCCGGAGGGACGAGGCCGGCAAGGAGCGCUGCUGCGAGCGUUGCUGCAAGCUGCGCACCGAGCGCAAGGAGGCCCUUUUGGAGUUCCUGAAUACGGAGAGCAGCUAUGGCGAGGACCUGCGUAUCAUCAAGGAGGAGUUCUUCUGCCCCAUGCAGAGCGCCGGUCUGCUGACAGCUGAUCAGCUGACGGUGGUCUUCGCUAAUGUCCAGGAGCUGAUAGACGUCAACGACCGCUUCACAGAGCACCUUCAGGACAGCAUCGACCAGGCUCUGGACCAGGGAGACGAAGAUCUGCUGACAGUGUCCAUCGGUGAGAUCUUUCUGGAGUUUGUCAACAUGCUGCCGGCCUUUCAGACAUACUGCCUGCAGCAGCCCACCUCGGUCAACAUGCUCAACGCACUGGAGAAGGAGAAAGAACUGCUCAGGAUCUUCCUGGAUGUUUCCCAGAAUGACAACACGGCACUGCGUAGAAUGAACCUGCGCUCCUUCCUCAUGGCACCCCUUCAACGGGUCACUAAGUACCCGCUUCUGCUGAGCCGAAUCAUCAAGGUCACUCCCGAAAACCACCCGGAAUUUGCACGUCUGCGCGAGGCCAAGAGUCGCGUGGAGUCCCACCUGGAGCACAUUAACAUGAAAACCAAGCAGGAGGGCAACGGGGUCUCCUGGUCGCUCCGCUCGUUCCGCCGCGACAGUCGCAAGAACCGGGAGGUGAUCAACAUCGAAAUGCGGGAGGUGUCGAUGAAGACUGUGGGCUGGGCGAGGGAGAACACCCGCUUUGUCAUGGAGGGGCCGAUCCAGCUAUCCCAACCGGCAGACGGCCAGUGGGUGAAGAAGGGCACCAAGGCUCUCAAGUUCCAGAAUGUCCAGAGUCUGCUGAUGGUGAGGACUGUGGAAGGUCAGGGACAGAGCGCUGAGCUGGAAGAGGGUGGCGGAGAAAGUAUCCAAGACGGAGUCCUGGUUCUAAUCAAAGACAAGAGCAGCGGGAAAUUCGCCGUGUUGAGGGAGCCCAUCCAUCUGGGGAAUUGUGUGGUGUCCAUGGACCCGGAAUGCGAUGACACCUUUGAGGUGCUCGACAUUAGGCGAGAGUCCUUUGUUUUCCGCGCCUCAGACAAGUCUCGUACUCAGCACUGGUUCCAUCAGAUAAAGCGAUAUGCCCGAGACUUGGGAACGUGGAGGAAAAGACGCAACGCUUUGCCCAACAUCAUGAUCAGUACCAACCAGAGUCGUUCAUGAGACUGCCUUCCUUCUCUCCUUGAUAAAUAGCUCCAAACUGCAGAGCUGCACUUUGGAGCGUCACCAUGCUGCUGCUUCUCUCAAGUCCAGUAAAGUCUCUCAUCGACUUGAAGAGAAUAUCCAUCCAUCCAUUUUCUUCCACUUAUCCAAGGUCGGGUCGCGGGGGAAGCAGCCUAAGCAGAGAAGCCCAGACUUCCCUCUCCCCAGACACUUGGUCCAGCUCCUCCAGGGGAUCCCGCGGUGUUCUCAGGCCAGCCAGGAGACAUAAUCUUCCCAACGUGUCCUGGGUCUUCCCCGUGGCCUCCGACCGGUCGGACAUGCCCUAAACACCUCCCCGGGGAGGCGUCCGGGGGGAAUCCUGACCAUAUGCCCGAACCACCUCAUCUGGCUCCUCUCCAUGUGGAGGAGCAGUGACUUUACUCAGAGCUCCUUCAGAAUGACAGAGCUUCUCACCCUAUCUCUAAGGGAGAGACCCGCCACCCGGCGGAGGAAACUCAUUUGGGCCGCUUGUACCCGUGAUCUUGUCCUUUCGGUCAUAACCCAAAGCUCAUGACCAUAGGUGAAGAUGGGAACGUAGAUCGACCGGUAAAUUGAGAGCUUUACCUUCCGGUUCAGCUAAUUCUUCACCACAACGGAUCGAUACAGCGCUCGCAUCACUUAAGACGCUGCACCGAUCCCCCUGUCGAUCUCACGAUCUACUCUUCCCUCACUCGUGAACAAGACUCCGAGGUACUUGAACUCCUCCACUUUGGGCAAGAUCUCCUCCCCAACCCGAUGACACGUCACCCUUUUCCGGGCGAGAACCAUGGACUCGGACUUGGAGGUGCUGAUUCUCAUCCCAGUCGCUUCACACGCGGCUGCGAACUGAAGAGAAUAGCACUUUUUUAACAAAUCUGCGGCUGAUCCACACGGUCAUUAUAUCACUCGUGAAGACUUAGUUUAAAAAAAAAAAAGAUCAAAUACUUGGACUACCAAAAAAACUGGGCUGUGUGCCAGCCAUGAUUGUAAAGACUGUUUUGUCCUUCAUGAAGAAGAGCUGUAUUUUCAGUACUCGUGUGACUUCUGGGAAGCAUGACUGAACCUUGUUUUUUUUUUUUACCAGACUGUGAAGGAGAUAACAGUAGAGUUUACAGACGGAGACGUUUGCGCCUUAUGGGUUUCCUGUUUGUGGUUGUCACCCCCUGGUGGCUGAGCAACGUGGUAGCGCACCUGAGACAGACUUGAAUGAAAACACUGUGCUGAAACAAGAUAUCACCCUACAGCAAUAACCUGUCAGUUCCAAUACGUUCCCCAAGAUUCACUUUGUUGUCCUCCCAAACCGGUCUGUGUUCUGUGGAGUGUAAACAACACUGGGUCAAGUCAUGUUUCAUUUUGUUGUUCAGCAGUUUUUCAACCUUAGUCUCCAUUCAAAUUCAUCUCUGAUAUCAUCUGCCGUUUGUCUAAUCGACCAUGGAAUUAGAUGACGCAGAUGGUGACCGUGGUCCUUGUUAGUCAGUGACAUGGCUUCAUCUUAUCACCCCCCAAUUCAAUGUACGCUCUUAUCUAGUCAGAGUGCAGCCUCAAGAAUCUCCUUAUUCACAGACUACAAGUAGUAACAGAGCCAUCAGUUUCAAAUGAACCUUAUUCUGCCCCUUAGUGACCAGUUAGUUUGGUCAAAGCUGAACACAGUCUUAGAACUCAGGUGCAGACCAAACCAACCUGGGCACACACUGUGCCGAUUGAAACCGUUUCACCCUCAAUCCUACUUGGCCUACUCACGUUUGAUUG
This is a messenger RNA of Nerophis lumbriciformis (worm pipefish), 5439 nucleotides long. RefSeq names its product Rho guanine nucleotide exchange factor 49 (gene arhgef49). Gene Ontology annotation, biological process: positive regulation of Rho protein signal transduction. Lineage: Eukaryota; Metazoa; Chordata; Actinopteri; Syngnathiformes; Syngnathidae. Gene Ontology annotation, molecular function: guanyl-nucleotide exchange factor activity. The record is from RefSeq and is a predicted model, not a curated record.